UUUCCUCCCGAGGCGGCGGCGCGAGGGUGCCCGGGCGCACCAGCGGAGGCCGACGAGCGAUGAUGCUUCAGCCAAUGCAUGUUGAGGAAGAUGCUGCCACCACAGUCUUCGUUUCCAGUUGAAUAUGCAUGCUAGAAUGGCUGCUGCAGGUGCCUCCUGCCUCGAGGAGAAAGUCAGAGCCAGGUCUCCAUCCACCCUCUGCGGACAACUCGAGACCCACAAUCGGCAGCUGCAGGAGGAGAAUGGGGCAGCUGACCAGCUCUCUGAACAGGGCGAUGCUUCCUUCGCAGCCGCAGAGCAGAAUCGGCAGCCAGCAGCUGCAGGCAAGUUGAAGAAAACGGCUUUCAAGCUCUUUGGUGGGAAGAGGAGCAUCUGUACACUACCCAGCUUCUUUGGAGGGAAGAACAAAGGCCCGGGGAAGGGGACCUCUAAAAAGGGCCUGUGCAAAAGUAAAACUCACGACGGCCUCAGUGAUGUUGGAUGUGAAGAUGCUGGUGGAAGACGCCUCCGGAGCCCUUCGGAUGGUGGAACGGACUUCCCUUCUCCUCAGCUGCCAAGCUCUCAGAGUGCUCUUUUGUCAACGGAUGCCAGCUCUCAGGUUGGUUUUGUCGGGCGGUCAACUUCUCUCUGUGGGAGUUCCGAGGCCUUUGAGAAGAAACCCAGUGGAGAUAAAUCUUUGUUCCUCCCACGGCCUAAAAAAGGGCUGAAGGGGCUAUUCAACAGCAUUCGGCGGCAUCGGAAGAGCAAAACUAAUGAACCUGAGAGAACUGAGCUGCAAGAAUGGACUUCUAGGGGAGCUGUGGCUGAAGAGCAAGGCCAAGGAAAUAAGCAGGUGGGCAUUGAAACCGAGCCGGUUUCUGAGAAGACGACUCUUAAAAGCACGGUGCUUCCUCCAGAGCACAGGGAGAGCCUUCAUAAUCAAGCUGCGCCUGGAAUAAAGGCAAGCCUUGUAGAAUCUAGGGAGACAGACCAGCUGGUAGCUCAUGAAAACAAUUCUGCUGGAGGAGCAGCCACUGGGAUUGCAAGCUGCGAAGACUCUCCAGAUGUUGAAUCGGAAGUGGGUGACACCCUCUGUGCAGCUUCUAUCUAUGACGGCCUUCCAGAUGCUCUCCAACCAGAGUUCUUAGACAGCGAUCCUCCCUCUGUCCCUCCUGGGGACCAGCUUAGCUUGAUGUUUGGAGAUGUGACUUCCCUUAAAAGCUUUGACUCUUUCACUGGCUGUGGAGACAUUAUUGCUGAGCCGGAUAUUGACAGUAUCACAGAGAACUCCGCUUCCGCAGGGCGGGUUAGAGAUGCCACCAAAAGGAGUUCCUGCCUUGUUACUUACCAGGGUGGAGGGGAAGAGAUGGCUGUGCCUGAUGGUAUAGAGGAGUACCUCCAGCAGGUGUGGGAAGGUGCUGUCAAAGGGGAUGCCACCACUUAUGAAACUCACCUACCCGAAAUCGUGACAAACACUGAGCUCCAAGGAGUGAACGGUUGCAAGCAGGGUCCUCCCCUCUAUGCUGAAGGCCCAAGAAAUGACAUGGAUCUCCUCACUCCGCACAGUGACCAACAAGAAUCUGCUCCCAAUAGUGAUGAGGGUUACUAUGAUUCCACCACCCCAGGUCCUGAGGAUGAGGCUGGAGAUGAAGAAAUCAAGAAGGAUCGCCUCCCAAGGGAUAGCUAUAGCGGUGAUGCUCUUUAUGAAUUUUAUGAGCCAGAUGAUGGGCUCAUGAGUCCCUCCCAUGGGAAUGAAUCCUGGUUUGACAGGAAGGCUUCCCCUUCCAAGACCUUUGGCCAGUUCUUGGACUUUUCAAUCCCUGCAGAGAAGGAUUUGGUCCAGAUGAUGGAGCAGAAGAGCGGAGUGAUGGAAACAGAGGAGGAGAGGCUGGCUGCCAUUCAGAAGCAGCUUCUGUACUGGGAGAUGCAGCGAGAGCCAGUCUUGAAACACCUGGAGGUGCUCAGCAAGGACCAGCGUCCCAGGGAAAAGGAGUGCAGUGAAUGUAAAACAAGAGCGGCUGGCUUCAUUGGCAGGUGUCCACGUUGCCUUGGUUGCGAUCAGGGCGCUCCUCAUGCUUUGAGCAGAAGCCUCAACGCCAGCAUCUCAGCGGAAAACCAAGACUGGAGGGACUUGCAAGAGAUGCUGUGCCCCAAAAAAUGCUCUGAUGGCAAUUAUGGUCCCAAAGUACAUGGCGGUUGCCUUACUGAGUUUGUGAAAAAUGGUGUCAUGUUGGAUUCUAAUUUGGAGCAUACAGUGCUCGAGUCCUAUGCUUUGAGCGGCUUGGCCUUGGAAAAAUCUGUGACGUACCCUUUCUACAGAACACACGGCCGCCACAGUUGCCCAUCAAGCGAGCUUCACAGUGGAACUGAACCCAGCUUUCGAGAGUCCUGCACAGAAAGCAAAUGUGAACCAGAGCAGGCUGUGAAUUUCUCUCAAGCGCUGGUGGAGUUCACUAGCAGUGGGACUCUUUUCUCCAGCCUCUCUGAAAGCCUUGGGAGCUCGGACUCGGGCUCCGCGUUCACUCAGAACCUUCCUGCUCUCCCGACUAUGGUCACGUUUGACAUUGUGGAUGUUGAGCAGGAAGGCGAAGGGGAGUGUGAGCAGCACUUGGAGAUGAACACUGAUGAGGACAUUGCUGCAUCCUUUGAGGGAUUUGAUGAUAGCUACGUUCCAAAAGAAUCCUUCGCUGAAUGUGAUGAGAGAAUGUUUCCUGGGUACCCACAGAGUUCUUUCCAAAGCGGUAACUGGGGGGUUGCAAGCCUCCCCCGUUGUCUUCGGCUUCAGGAGCUGAGCCCACCCAUGCCAGAGCCGUUGUCCAUCUGCAGGAGAAGCCGGUCCCUGGACACUGAGAGUCUGGAGUUUGAGCUUGGAAGUUCUCAGCUAUCCAAGAACGGCCUGCAGCCUUGCAAGCUUUGGUCUAAAAGGAGUGGCUGCAAAAAGAACUCUGUUGGGCCAGGACUGAGCACCGGCCAGGAGAACCCUCCAAGUUCUGCUGAAGAAAGGGAAGGCAAAGGCACCCUUCCUUGGCCAGGACUACAGAAUGUGUCUCACAGUACAGAUAUGUUUUCUUCUCAAGAAGCAAAACAGUGGGACUGUGAUCUGAAUGCACUGGGCUGCCAGAGCACACAGGGUGCGCUGGAAUUGUUGGGUACAGAGCUGCCUUUCACGUCAGUGCUGCAGAACUCGAUGAAGGAGACCACUGGGAGACCUCAACACGAUGGGACCAAUAAUCCAGUGCUUCAGAUGCCGAGACUGAUGGCCAGGCCUUCCAGUCUCCCUCUGCAGGCUCCAGUUGAGUCCCAAGAAGUGUCUGCUGCCACUCGCAGGCAUUGUGGAGACAACGUGGCUAAAAAGCUGGCUUGGGUGCUCCCCUUGGGAGACAGCGGUUCUGAAUUACCUUCCAGCUUUGCUUUUGCCUGUUCCCCUGACAAGCCAGCAGUUUGUAAGCCUGUGGACAUGAUGGAAGGAGGACCCCAGCUUCACUGCAGCAACGACGAGGCCUUUGCGAGUGAGGCUGAGCAUUGUGGGAGCUCCAAAGACGACCUGCUGAAAGGGAGAGCCGGACAUUGGACCACACCCUCGGCCAGUUGUCAGAAUGUCACAAUGAAUGUAACGGUAGCCAAAUAGCGGAUGUGAGGAUUGGUGAUGGGUUAGGGUGGGAUGGGUUCCGAGGGUUGUGGUGGGAUUUGGAAUGUUGCAAACCGUUAACUUUAAAUUAGAGUUGGGGGUAACAUAGUCAGUUCUUUCCUCAGUGGUGAGGAUGGUGCAGAGUGUAAAUUCUGCUGAUGGUGCUCUUCCCUAGAGUAACAAUAUUGCUGUUUCACUCCGUGAGCCUCCAUAACUGCUCAGUAAAGGGACGAAGGAGAGAUGCCGGCUCCAGUGCCCCUUUGAUUACAGUUGAUCCAUCUGUUAGCAUCUCAGUCUUGGCCUCCUAAGUUAAAGGGGCAGCAUCACUUUCUGGAGCCGUCAGGCGGCCAAAGCUUUUGCCCUUUUCUCUUAAAUACUUGGGGUUUUGACUGGAAUGGUUUGCUCCGUUUUUCAGCUUCUUGAGGAAAGUCAUUUGUGGGAAUGGUUGCAUCCACAGAACAGGGAAAAUCCAUACAGUCUCUUGCCCGUCGAGGACAUGGAUGGGAACCAGUUGCAAAGCUGUGAUGAUAGCUUGCUUGGUUAAAAUGGGCAAUGCAGGGCAAGAGAGAAAAUGAUAUUUUUAGAUAGGGUAUGCUUUUAGAAGAGAAGGGACACAAUUGCAGAUUUUUAAGGGGGUGAUUUUUUAAAAAGUCUGCGCUUCAUGCCGUGUCCCAUUUAAAGACUGAAUUCCCUCAUGUUCUAGUGAUGACUGAGCUUCUUUUAGUAGAAUGUCUGUUCCUGGGUACCCCCAGUACCUGGAGUUCCCUAAGCUUAGUCACCAAACUAGUUACACUGGAAUACUUGGGUUGAAAUCUAAAUCUUGGUGAAUCUGGCCUAUUUGUUCUGGUGGAACUGGUUUCUCUACUGGAUUGCAAUAUUUCAGAAAAGCUGUUAAGUAGAUUAACACCUGGAGUUGCCAUGUUGCAAUUUCCUUGCAUCUUCUUGGCGGGCUGGAAUCCGUAGCUUGUGUUGUAGGGUCCGUAGCGAGCAAACUGGGUGAGGUCUCAUCUCUGUCUCUCCCAUCUGGCCCAAGACAUGUCACUGCCCAAGGCGGAAUGUUGAAAUGUCACCUUGGCAUACACAAACCCAAUGAUGAAUUAAAGCAAGGCACAAUCCACUCAGGAGUUGUCCUGUGUAAGUGUAGCUGAAACCAGCAAGAGUGUUGGGGAGCUUUCAACAUGCCUUUGUACAGAGAGGCUUCUUGGUGGACUGAUGUUCUGGAGGUCACCCUCCCCCUCCUGCUUACUCCCAUGGCAUUUUCUGUCUGCCACCUGAAGUGGACAUCAGAGUCAUGCCGUGUAGGCAUCUUGUUUCCAAGAUUAGCCAAUAAGAUACCCUCUGGAAGCAAAAAAAAUGAGGCCUAAAGACAACAACCCUCCUUAGCUUUUUGCCCCAGCAGUGGCCGUAUGGGAGGAGAAUAGCCUUUGGUUCUCCAUAGAUUAGUUUGUGAGAACUUGUGGCUUACUCCAUUCCUAAUCCUUGCCUCUCCAAAAGCUACAUUAUUCCUUCAACUCUUUCCUAUACUUCGAAGCUACUAGUGGGCGAGUCAGAGGGACAGAGCUUCUGAGAAGCAAGCAUAGGCCUAAGGUUUGCCAUAAGUGAGUAUUGGAAUGGCUGGCCAAAGCAAUCCAUCCAGAUUCUGGAAUCUACCAAUGUUGGGAUAUUUAUUUCAGGCUUAGAAGAGAUGAGAUCCACUGAGCCAAUGGCAGGCAGCUCAACAGGAGGUUGGUAAGGGUGGAAUCCAGAAACCCAGACGUGGAGUUGCACUUGUGGAAUGGAAUAUUUCCUGUCUUCUGCUUCCAGCUGUAGCUUCUCCCAAAACAAUAAGGUGAACCUGAACCCUCAAUAUUGAUGUAGAAAUUCUAGCAGGCAGCUGGAGCUCUUGGGAGAACCAACAAAAAUCGGGUUCCUUCAUUCAAGGGGGCAUUUUGAUUGGGGAGAGGGGUGAUAUUCAGUCUACCAACAUCUGCCAAAGGGAGGGUUACUUGUGAUGCACUUGGCAAACAAUCCUGUAUGAUAGGUGAGGUUCCAGUUUGGGGAUCUGGGCCUGCCUCAUUUUGUCUCCAUUUUGAAUUGCUGUUGUUCCCACACCAGGACUCUUCACAAUCAAACCAUCUGCACUGUGGACAGCUUUUCACAGUGGCCUCGCUUGGCCUUGCAUUCUUGGGGGUGGGGGGGUGGGGGCAACAUAUUUUCCAUUUAAACAUGUCACCAAAGACAUCUUGUGAAGUUUGUUGUCAAAAGGUGUCACUUUUGCAUAUGUAAAAAAUUAGAAUGUUCUUAUCUGUAAAUGUGUGUCUUCUAGCAUUUUUGGUUGUACAUAUUUAAUGGAAUGAUUUUUAAAAAAAAAACAUUUUAUAUAUUAAUGCGUACAAA
Molecule: messenger RNA, 5983 nt
Organism: Heteronotia binoei (common prickly gecko)
Lineage: Eukaryota; Metazoa; Chordata; Lepidosauria; Squamata; Gekkonidae
Gene: AMER1
Product: APC membrane recruitment protein 1
Exons: 2
Coding region: 125-3607 (1160 amino acids)
Biological process (GO): regulation of canonical Wnt signaling pathway
Cellular component (GO): plasma membrane
Molecular function (GO): phosphatidylinositol-4,5-bisphosphate binding; beta-catenin binding
Source: RefSeq, a predicted model, not a curated record